Myodes glareolus (Bank vole) is the source of this 4760-nucleotide messenger RNA. Its product is annotated as maestro heat-like repeat family member 5. Gene Ontology annotation, cellular component: cytoplasm. The record is from RefSeq and is a predicted model, not a curated record. NCBI's taxonomy places the organism in Eukaryota, Metazoa, Chordata, Mammalia, Rodentia, Cricetidae.
CUUCCAGGCAGGAGAGGGACUGGUCAUUUCACUAAAGGCCACUCGGCCUUGCUGUUCGAUGUCCCACGAUUUAGAGAAGUCUCCGGGGCUAGGCAAUCCUUCCCUGCAGCCCACUAACUAUUGACACAGACUCCUCCCUGGAAUUUGCAACCUAGAAAGGGACAAGUUGGAAGCCCUGGUCACAUGUGCCACAUUCCAGGAAAGCCUCUCAGAUUUUUCAAGGGAGCCAUUGACAGCACGCUCUGGAAGGGAACCGAGAAGAAGACAGGCUGGAGACUGUCAGAACUCCUUCCUGACACUGCCUCUCACAUGCUCUCCACGCAUACACUCUAUCCCUGUGCAUCUCUAGCGGCUGUCAUGGAAACCAGCAACGCUGUGGCACUUGGAGUGAGGUAAAGGGCAGUCAACAUCCAGCUACUUCUUGGAGGCCAGGCUGUCCUCACCUUCCUUUCUGUCAGAAUCUUCUCCCACGUUUCUGUUUCUGCGAAGGAGUCACUGUGCACCAAGGAAUCUCAAGAUUAUGCCUCCUGGGACCGACAGUCCCAUCCUGCCACCAUCAUGCUAUGCAGAUCCAAGACCAGCCAGGCUUCCCUGGUACCCAAGGAACAGCAGAUGUUUAUGGAGGAGGCCUACAAUUCAGCCAUCUGUUUCAAGAUGCUGCGGGACAUAGGCACCUCAGACCCUCUGCAACUAAAGUACAUCAUCAAGAAGAUGAAGAAGAUGGCUCAGAGGUCCCCCAGCUUGGUGAUGGAAAGCAUCCAAGACUACUUCAAAGACAACCCAGAGAUCUCCAACAGGCACAGGUUCCGACUCUUCCAGGCCCUGCAGGCCGUCAUUGGAGCCCGCGAUGUCUUGGAAGAGGCCUGGCAGAAGUACUUCAUGCAGUUAGCCCUGGAGCACAUGACCAAGUCCACGGAACUGGAUGAUAUAUACCAGGAUGCAGCCAGCAAUGUGUUACUGGCCCUCUGCCGGCAUUCGUGGCCAGCAGUGGCCAAGCACUUGGAGACGGAGCUCCUGACGGGUGUCUUCCCACACCGCAGCCUGUUGUAUGUGAUGGGCAUCCUGACCUCCCAAGAGGAGCUGCUCAGGAAAGAAGACAGAGAGAACUGGAAAGAUCUUCUGUCCCAGAUGGCCAGAAAGUCGGUGCCAUUCCUGAACACAGAUGUGUGGUCCAAGGAAUUGCUGUGGACCCUUACCAAGUCUGACCAGAUGCAGCAAGCACACACCCCAGAGAAGGACUUCCUGUUCGCCUACUAUGGGCUAAUCCUUCAAGCUGAGGAGAACAGCACCACCGUCAGGACACACCUCAAAACCCUCUUGGAAACAUCUCACCAGUGGCCCAAGCAGCGGGAGGGCAUUGCUCUCACGGUGGGACUGACUGCGGUACGCCACUUGGACGAUGCCUGGGCCAUCCUAGAACAGUUUGGACGGAGCACGUCCGUCAAGUGGAGCCUGCAGAACUUCUCCCUGAAGAGCCUCGAGGACCUUCGGUGGAAAUGGGCUGGCAGCACCAUCCUCCUCUCCUACGGCCAGAUGGCAGCCAAGGCCAAGAGCCACAUCCUGCCAUGGGUGGACAAUAUCUUGUCCAGGAUGAUCUUCUACUUCCGCUUCAGCUCCUGGGAUGAGACCCUGAAACAAAGCUUCCUAACGGCCAUCACGAUGCUUAUGGGAGCCAUCAGCCGGAGUGAGGGCGCCCACAGCUAUGAGUUCUCCCAGACUAGCGAGCUCCUGGAAUGUCUGAUGAUACUGAUGGAGAAAGAGCCACAAGACACACUGUUCACCAGCAUCCGCCAGCAGGUCAUCCACAUUGUCUCCAGCCUCUGCCCACUGAGACCACCCAUGGAUGUGGACAGGAAGUCCCGGCUCCUCUCCAUCUGCUUCCGCAGCAUCUUUGCCCUGCCACUGCUGGAUGCCCUGGAGAAGCACACCUGCCUCUUCCUGGAACCACCCAACAUCCAGGGACUGUACAACCAGACCAUGGAGGCGAUGGACCACAUGCUACGGUGCUUCAUGAUGCAGAACCCCACAGCCAAUGAGCUGUACUUCCUGUUGUCGCACCUGUAUGUCUGGCUGGCGUCAGAGAAGGCUCACGAGCGACAACGGGCUGUGCACAGAUGCACAAUCCUCUUCAAAUUCCUGAACUAUAAACGCUGCCUAGACAUCAAGGAACCCUUCAGAAGGCUGGGGCAGCUGGUGGCCAUGCUGGGGAUCCUGUGCCAGGACGCAGACAAAACCAUCCAGUGCUUCAGUUUAGAAGCCAUGGGCCAUCUCUAUCAGCUUCUGAUAUACCAUAAAGCAGGAGAAGUUCCAGAGAUGGAGAGGGAGACCCCUCUAGAACUCUCUCAGCCUGAUGCCAUUGGAGCUGCCCUCUGGAGCAGUGGAGACCAGAAGGACACUCUUCUGAUCCCCCAGGAUAUGGCAUCCAAAAAUGACAGCAUCUUCUUCAUGGGCAGCAACCAAGUUAUAAAGGAGAUCACGGGUCAUCUUGAAAUGGCAGAGCUGACUGACCUCAUCUGGACAACCAUCGAUGGUUUGGGCUCUACCAGCUCUUCCUGGGUGCAGGCAUCUGCCAAUAUGCUUUUCCUUGUCGUCCAGGAGCAUGGGGACAACCUGGCAACUGUGGGUAAAAUGGGCCAGGCCAUCCACCACCACCUCUGUGCCAUCCAACUGCCCCAAGCCAAGAACAAUGCCCUGCGUGUCAUCACCCUCCUGGCCCGGAACCACAUCCCAGAGCUGGUGGCUGCCUUCCUGGACUUGUCCACUCCCCUGGACAGCCAUGCCUUUUGCCUGUGGAAGGCCCUGGGAGCUGAAGAGCCUGCAAGUUAUUUGGUUCUGACUGUGCUGAUGGCUUGGCUGCAGAAGAGGCCUCUGCCCUCUGGUGCCAGCGACAGCAGUUCCUGUCCCGAGGAGAAGCCUUACUUGCGUUCACUGGCUGCCAUGUACACAAUUCACGAGCUACAGUUCGCCAGAGAGUUCAAGAAAGCCGUGCGGGAUGCCUUUCCCCAGCUGUUCCUGGCCCUUCUGGCACAAAUGCAUUAUAUCCUGGAGCUGGACCAACCCACAGAGCCUGAGCAAGAGCAGAAAGCCCAAGAAGCAACCAUGCCAAGUCCUCAGAGCACGUCACUGGAGGCCCUGAAGAGUCUGCUGUCCACCACGGGACACUGGCAUGACUUUGCUCACCUGGAACUGCAGAGUGCCUGGGGGCACUUCACAUCCAUCAACACCUACCCCCAGGCCGUGGGCCUCCUUGCCAGGGCCAUGGUGCAGAAUCACUGCAAACAGAUCAAGGCAGUUCUCAGCUACUUAUUGCCCGGCCUGCAGAGCCAGCAGGAGCGAGAAAGGAAGACAGCCAUCCUGGUCCUCAUUGAGUUCCUCUAUAGCCCUGCCCUGUUGGAGGUGAUUUCUAAACAGACUGCCCUGACUGUACUGGCCCAAAGCCUCCAGGACACCAGCCCUGAGAUCCGUGUGGCCAGCCUGCAGGGCCUUGGAAACAUACUCUUCCACGAGGAGAAGGAAACCCUGCUCAGAGGUCAACUGCCAGCUUUCCUCAAUGGCUUCUUCCAGAACAACGAGGCGGCGGUGGUGGGCAUUAUGGGCGUGGUAUCAGACGUACUGCACCGCCUGGGCACAGAGGGCGCAGGUGCCCAGAGUCUCUGCAUCUCCAUCAACACCCGCUACUUCUUUGAUGACGAGCGGGACAAUGUCCGAGCAGCAGCAAUGGCACUGUUUGGGGACCUGGUGGCAACGAUAGCAGACAAGGAGCUGAGUGGCCUGCGGCCCCAGGUGUGCCUAAGUAUGGUACCUCUGCUUCUACACCUGAAGGACCAAUGCCCAGCCGUUGUCACGCAGGCCAAGUUCACUUUCUACCGCUGUGCCGUACUGCUCCGCUGGCAGCCACGGCACACCCUGUUCUGCACACUGGCCUGGGAGAGUGGCCUCAGCGCCCGCCACUUCCUCUGGACCUGUCUGAUGACACACAGCCAGGAGGAGUUUAGCAUCCACUUGUCGCAGGCCAUCAACUAUCUGCACAGCCAUCACCGCCACAUCAAGACCUGGGCAGCUCUGUUUAUAGGAUAUACCACCUGCUACCAACCCCAGGCCGUGUCACAGAUGGUAAACGACAUGGACACCAGGCUGCUAUUCUCCACUUUUAAAGAACUCAAAAAAGACCCGGAACCUGGCAUCCGGGAAUUUGCCACCAGACAGCUCGCGUUCCUUCGGGAGGUGUCAGUCGAAUCCAAGAAGUGACUUUGAGCCAUUCUUCCUCCACAUCUACCCCGGGACAGCCCUGCCCCAACCCUGUCCAUAGAGCUGGGUUGUGUAACAUUUUUCCAUUUGAAAGAAAAAUCUAGAUUUAACAACAACAACAAAAAAAGCGUAGUAGCUGCCGGCUUCCUGCCUGCCACAAGGACCCUCUGCGGUGGCCAAGCCAAGUCCUUAGAGGAUACUAGCAAGAUUCAGAGGCACAGACAGGGACAGACAAGGAGGGGCGGGGCAGACCAACUCGAAGGUCUGUGAUAGACUCUACUAAUGACUGCUCAGGGGUGGAAUCAACUCCACGUGACCAGAGCCGAGGCCAUAGUGCCCACAGCUGAGCGUGGUCAUUCUCUGGGAGUGGGGCCUGAGAGGAAAGUCUCCAGUGUCCCCAGCUGAGAGCUCCACAGGGCAUGUGGAGCAGGUGGAAGGGAAGGGUACCCCAGCAGGCUUCCCUAUCCCAAGGCAGCGUCUUCCUCCAGCAAGGCAGUCAGCCUCAGCUGUAG